AUGCCGCCCAAGAAGAAAUCUCUUCUCAAAGUCAUUAUACUUGGCGAUAGCAGCGUUGGGAAGACUUCUCUGAUGAAUCAAUAUGUGAACAAGAAGUUUUCAAAUCAGUACAAAGCAACAAUGCAGUCCUGCUGGAGCAGUGCCGUGCGCUCAGUUGGUGCGGACUUCCUCACGAAGGACGUUGUCAUUGACGACAAAGAAGUGACGAUACAAAUAUGGGAUACAGCAGGGCAGGAGCGAUUUCAGAGUCUGGGCGUCGCCUUCUACCGCGGGGCGGACUGUUGCGUGUUGGUGUUUGAUGUGACAAACCCCAAGUCGUUCGACAGCCUCGAGUCAUGGAAGGAGGAAUUCCUUAUUCAGUCGUCGCCUUCAGACCCGGACGCCUUUCCGUUUGUUGUUCUGGGUAACAAAGUCGAUGAAAAAGACAAGCGGCGCGUAUCCACGGCAAAAGCUGAGGCCUUUUGCGGCUCUAAGAUCAGUUACUUUGAGACCAGCGCAAAGCAGGCAACGAACGUUAGCGCAGCGUUCGAGGAGAUAGCGCGGAAAGCGAUGCAACAUGAGACGAAACAGGAACAGAUCUAUCUGCCCGAGACACUCACUCUCACGAACCAAGAGAUCCGCCCUCAACAUGUUCAGAGCAGCGGGGGCUGCUGCUGA
Messenger RNA from Eimeria maxima, 657 nucleotides. RefSeq names its product Ras family domain-containing protein, putative. The coding region runs from base 1 to 657 and encodes 218 amino acids. The transcript is spliced from 7 exons. The record is from RefSeq and is a predicted model, not a curated record. Lineage: Eukaryota; Apicomplexa; Conoidasida; Eucoccidiorida; Eimeriidae. Gene Ontology annotation, molecular function: GTP binding; GTPase activity.